Molecule: messenger RNA, 3163 nt
Organism: Dinoponera quadriceps
Lineage: Eukaryota; Metazoa; Arthropoda; Insecta; Hymenoptera; Formicidae
Product: cytosolic carboxypeptidase-like protein 5
Exons: 10
Coding region: 254-2872 (872 amino acids)
Biological process (GO): proteolysis; protein deglutamylation
Molecular function (GO): zinc ion binding; metallocarboxypeptidase activity
Source: RefSeq, a predicted model, not a curated record
UUCCUUGAGAUAGCGCUCACGACACGCUGUGACCUCCGAAAGGGAUUGUGGUUAUUUGACAGCUGUCAAAAAAAAUCCUGCAACCUGCAAAAUGAUACCAUCAUCAAAACCGUCGCGAAACCGCGACGAAAUUUAAACAGCCGACUGGCAGAGAAUAUUUCGGCAUCCUAUUCGCGUUGUCGCUGCACCACAUGUCUAUCUGCUCUCUCUCGCCGCAGCUCCUACAGCAGACGUAAUCUUUGCUGUGCGUGUCAUGGCGAGUAUGGUCGAGAACAUUGUUUGCGAUGGCUUCGUGUUUUUCAACAACUUCGAUUCGGCUAAUUUAGCCAAAGUGGAGCGAGUGAUAAUACCAGAUAUUUCUAGCAAAGAUGCUUAUGAAGUCGAAGGCAAAUCGACGGAUAGCUCAAACUCCAAAGAUAUAUUAGAUUACGAGUUUAACUUGUGGACAAAACACGACUGUCACGGCACACAGUUUCAAAACAACAACAGGACAUGGUUUCAUUUCGGAGUGAGAUGCAAUCGUCCAAAUUCUUCUGUCAGAUUUAAUAUAGUCAAUUUGAACAAGCAAGUCAAAAUGUUCAGUCAAGGAAUGUGUCCUGUCUUUAAGAUUGUACCAGGACACUUACAUUGGGAGCGGAUACGUGAAAAACCUACGUACACUUUUGACCAGAGGGGAGGAAGUGACUUUACUUUAUCUUUCCUUUAUUACACUCCGGAGAAUACAAAAGCUAUUACUUACUUUGCUUUUACCUAUCCAUUCUCAUAUACUGAUUUACAAAAUUAUUUGAAAAGAAUCGAUGUGAGAAUGGGCAAGAAUAAUGUAACAUGUGUGGAUGACAUCUAUUACCACAGAGAAUGUGCGAUAAAGUCUCUGGAGGGUCGUAGACUAGAUGUAUUAACGAUAAGCUCUUAUCAUAACAUAUCGAUGGAGAGAGAAGAUAGACUGAACAAUAUGUUUCCUGAGAUGAGUGAAGAGAGACCUUACAAAUUUUGGGACAAAAAAGUAAUUUUUAUUAGUGCCAGAGUCCAUCCAGGCGAGACACCAUCUAGCUUUGUUCUGAAUGGUUUCCUCAGUUUUUUACUAAAUCGCGAAGAUCAAAUUGCCAUCCUUUUACGUCGGCUAUAUGUGUUCAAAUUGAUACCGAUGCUCAAUCCGGAUGGUGUUGCCAGAGGCCAUUACCGAAUGGAUACCAGAGGAGUAAAUCUAAACCGAGUUUAUCUGAACCCUUCCCAAGUGGAGCAUCCCACGAUAUAUGCUGCGAGAAACUUGAUAAGAUACUAUCACUAUUCUUAUCAACUACCGGAAGAAUCAACUGACGAACUGUCAACUAUAAAUUUAGAAAUUGUGGAUAACGACGUAAGCGUUUUUCGAAAUUCGACCGCUUCGAUAGCAAACGCUGUACGUGAUACAACCGCGAGACUGUUGCAGCAAGUAACACUUAUGUCACUGGAUGAAAAGAGCAGAUCCGGUAGAUCAUCGACCAUCGAACCUAACAAGAAACGUUUAUUAACGGUACAAAAAUUGGACGAUGCGGCAAUUGAAAGUGAAGGAUUGCCUAAAGAAAGUGGAAAAUACUCCAACAUGGCAAAGGAUGAAACAAAUGACAAAAUAAUUUACACAGCUGCAGCAGGCGAAAAAUGUUCGGAUAAUUCCGGAUUGUAUUUGUAUAUCGACCUUCACGGGCACGCUUCGAAGAAAGGUGUCUUUAUGUACGGAAAUCACUUUACCGAUUCCGAAGACACUAUUACGUGUAUGCUACUACCAAAAUUAAUGUCUAUCAAUAAUCCGCAUUUUCAUUUCACAUCGUGCAAUUUUGCAGAACGAAACAUGUACAUUAUAGACAAGCGAGAUGGUAUGUCGAGAGAAGGUUCAGGACGCGUAGCGGUGUACAAGAUGACUGGUCUGAUACGCAGCUAUACUCUAGAAUGUAAUUAUAACUCGGGCCGAUUGGUAAAUACAAUACCGGCUCGAGUGCGCGAUGGGGUCAACAAAACUCUCUGUCACAUGUUUGUUCCUCCGAAAUAUACUCCGGCAGUAUUCGAAGCGGUUGGAGCAGCAUUAGGUCCUUCCAUUCUUGAUCUCACCAACGGUAAUCCCAACAGCCGAUUGCCAAAUAGCCAAUAUCGUUCUCUAAGAGGGGUAAAAUCUCAUUUGAAAUUAACAUACGUAAACAAUCUACCGUCCAGCAGAUCAAUGCAUAAGGACAGCGAAGGCGCGAAGAAUGCCUGCAUACUGAAAGAAUUAGAAACGAAACUUAACGACGCAAUGAUGGGAGCGAGGAAUGUCAUUAAAAGUGAAAGUAAUUUGGUGAAAAAGUGCCUUCUUCGCCGCGGUGCGGCUCUUUACACAGCGAUGAAAAGAAUGAAAGGAAGUAAAAAGCCGCGACAAAUACCGACUCGCAGAACGUUGAAGAAACAAUGUGCCAAUAAUGUGGAAAACGAUGCGAUAAUUUGCACGAUUGAAGGAGGAGUGAAGCCAUUUUUGAAGACGAUCGAUCGCCAUCGCGUCAACAAAUCAGGAUAUGUUGUCGAGCGUCAAAGCACGUACGCGAGUAAGAAAUUAACAACGACGAAUAAUUUAGCGAAAAUUAAUACAUCCUGCGAAGAAACAGCGGUAGUGAGGCACAACGGCGCAAAGAGAAUGAAAAUCCUUUCCAUCGGCUCAUCUAAGGCUCUCCCCGAGAUCGGAGAGUCAUCUUGCACUGUAGGGAAAGCGUCCUCGAGGAUUCCGCACUCUUGCAGUAAACAAAGUAUCAAAGGAACGCGCGAUAGGAAACGAUUGCCAGCGGAACAAAUGAACGAAUCUUCCGGGCAGAAAGAGUUGAACAAGAAAUUCACCGAGGGAAAAUCCGUACUCGAAGAGGGCACGUGAAGCAAAAUAUCAGCUCAGUUAUGGCGUAGGAACGAUUUGCCGCAACGUCGUACUUUUCAAGAGACAUGUUCUGCGCGAUACUAUAACUUGGCACUUUGCGUAGGUAUGUCUGCACACAACAUACAUUAAUGAUGCAAACUAGAGAAAAGCAGAGUCACUAUAUGUAUCCUUCGAUCAAGUUGGUUAAAAAUAUGCAAAGUGCUCAUUUAUAGCAACCCGCCCUGUGUAUGUAUGAUGCAAAUUGUACAGUCAAAUUUAUUUGUAUGUUAAUUAAAGAAAUAAGAUUGUGUA